AGUUUUAAUUUUCGUGUUGCUGCUUGCCGCUGGAAAAAAAAUGACCAACUACAAAAAAAAUGGAAAAAACAAGAAAAAGGGAAGAUCUUUGAGAGGACUUUAUCCCCGAGUGAUGUCAACUCAAACCAGAGCCGUCUCUUAAUCCCUUUCAAUAUGCUAACCAGAAACGACUUCUUGACACCUUCUGAGUCUCAAGCCAUGGAGAGAGAAGACAUCGAGGAAGAGAACAUUGGUGUGGGAACGAUUCUGGUGAAUGAAAAGUCUAAAAUGUGGGGUUUGCGUUUUAAGAUAUGGGUGAUGGAGAAGAAGAAGUCUGGAAACGGAACCUUGAACUACGCUUUGAAUUGGGGGUGGAACGAUGUCGUCAAGGGUAAUAAUUUGAAAGAUGGUCAUGAGAUCAGUCUUUGGAGUUUCAGGUGCCGUGGAGUCCUAUGCUUUGCCCUUGAACACAGAGUUCCCUGUUCCAAAGGAUUCGCUGCCUUGAUGGAAUCAUGAGUAGCCGAAAUGGAAAUACAAGAUCUUACUCUCAUGUGAUUCUGGAUGUUUUUUGGUCUAGUAACUUGUUGCAAGUGUUAGUUAUCAAACUUAGGGUCUUACUUUUUUUUUUUUGACGGCACUUAGGGUCUUACUUGCAAAUGUGGUUUUUACACGUUUGUUGGUGUUUUGGUUUUCAUUCACUUGUCUUCUGUUGUUUCACAUCAUAUAUAUGAAAACUGAACAUUUUGACAUGAAUCUGGUAACUGCAUUUGAUCAAUUAAUUACCUUUGAUUUCUUGAAAAUUUAUCUGACCAAUGCCUAAAACCUGUGAUGAAAUUUGAUCCAAUCCUGGCAAGUGUUUUGGUAACUUUGUUUGAGUGUACAAUACAUUAUGAACUUCAUU
Arabidopsis arenosa is the source of this 880-nucleotide messenger RNA. The record is from the annotation of a GenBank genome assembly. NCBI's taxonomy places the organism in Eukaryota, Viridiplantae, Streptophyta, Magnoliopsida, Brassicales, Brassicaceae.